CUUUCUAUUUUUGGCCUGUCAACUGAGCAGCUGUGAGAUAAGGGGAGGCGAUGGCUAAAAUAUAAAGGAUCCAGGAUGACCACUGUUCUGUCUCGUUGUGACACAAUGGCGAUUUUCCUGUUGGCGGUUCUCCUGGGUGCAGCAGUAGCUACCCCGCUACAGCUACUGCACGGCUAUGAUGACGACGAUAAGAUCAUCGCAGGGUACGAGUGUCCGGCUCACUCCCAGCCUUGGCAAGUCUUCUUAACCUACGGUGCUGGUUACCGGUGGUGUGGUGGCUCCCUCAUUAAUGACCGCUGGGUCAUCUCGGCUGCGCAUUGCUACAAAACCCCCCGAACUCUCAUGGCCCACCUUGGGGAGCAUGACACCAGCCAGGAGGAAGGUACUGAACAGCACAUCCAGGUAGAGAAAGCUAUCCGCUACCCUGGGUAUGAUGCGCGCACCACGGACAACGAUUUCAUGUUGAUCAAACUCUCGCAGCCGGUCACUUUCAACGCCUUUGUCCAGCCCAUCGACAUUUCCUCAAGCUGCCCCAGCGCAGGAGAGGACUGCCUCGUCUCAGGCUGGGGGAACACUCGGACUUCAGGAGUCAAAUACCCAGACAAACUGCAAUGCCUGAAGUUGCCGAUUCUGUCCUCCUCUGCCUGCCGUACUUCCUAUCCUGGCCGCAUCACUAACAACAUGUUUUGUGCUGGCUACAUAGAGGGCGGCAAAGACUCUUGCCAGGGAGAUUCUGGUGGGCCUCUGGUGUGUAAUGGAAAACUGACCGGCGUUGUGUCCUGGGGUGCAGGAUGCGCCCAGAAAGACAAACCUGGCGUGUACACUACAGUGUGCAACUACCAUUCCUGGAUCCAAGAGGUGCUUGCCAACGAAUGAGAUGCUUGAGGAUUUUCUUCAGGGGAAAGGAGGUUCCUCAUCUAGGAAAAAGGCCACAUCUGAUUAUCUUCCCUGCAGCAAAACAAGCCACCUGCGUAAAAGUGCGAAAGCUGGUGCCCCCCAAAAACUGUGGCGCCCAAUAUUGGGAACUGUAGUUUUGUGGGUAUGCUAAGAAUCUCUAAAGUGUGCCUUCUUUGGAGCUGUAGUUCUGAGGGAAAUCACAGAACUAAAGCUCCCAAGAUUGAAAGCUGGGAGAAGUCUUCAACAGGUAGAAAACUGAAAUGGACUUGGUGAGAGGAUCAGAAAGCAGGAAAGACAAGGAGGAGCUUGCACUACAUCGCUGUGUUUAAAAAUAAAACCUAGUAUGGGCACCCUA
Molecule: messenger RNA, 1252 nt
Organism: Zootoca vivipara (common lizard)
Lineage: Eukaryota; Metazoa; Chordata; Lepidosauria; Squamata; Lacertidae
Product: trypsin-like
Biological process (GO): proteolysis
Molecular function (GO): serine-type endopeptidase activity
Source: RefSeq, a predicted model, not a curated record